Lucilia cuprina (Australian sheep blowfly) is the source of this 848-nucleotide messenger RNA. RefSeq names its product glycine-rich selenoprotein-like. Lineage: Eukaryota; Metazoa; Arthropoda; Insecta; Diptera; Calliphoridae. Bases 140 to 454 code for a protein of 104 amino acids. Gene Ontology annotation, biological process: endoplasmic reticulum calcium ion homeostasis; calcium ion transport. Gene Ontology annotation, cellular component: Golgi apparatus; endoplasmic reticulum membrane. The record is from RefSeq and is a predicted model, not a curated record. The transcript has 3 exons.
UUCCGAAUAAAAUCCACAACAAAAAAAAUUAACAAAAUCAUUGUGAAGCAAGUUUUUAUUUUGUAUUUACUUCUAGCAAAACUAAUAAACACAAAAAUUCUUUAAACUGUUUUAAAUUAAUUAUUACCACCAUUUCAAUAUGGUGUAUAUAGAUCGGAAUGGUCGUGUUUUAGAAAAGCGGCCUUGGGACCUAGACCGUGUUAAGGAAAUUUUCACGGCUAUUUGGGUCGUAGUGCUGCAAUUCUUCGCCACACUGUUUGCCCCUUUCCAAACGGAAAACCGUGGUGGCAGUCGUAGCAAUGGCCGUGGCAACAGUUGGGGCUCCGGCGGUGGUGGAGGAGGUGGCGGUGGAGGAGGUGGUAGCUCUGGUGGCAAUGGAGGUCUACGUCCCAAUCGUCGUAUAGGUCGUGUAAUGAAUUCAAUGGAUUGUAAUAUCCCUGGUGGGGGCGGAUGAGCAAGAUAAAGUGUCCAAGCUUGAGCUUAAAAGCAAUGACUAAUUUCAUAAUUAGAAAUUCUCAUUAUCAAUAAGAUCUUAAGUAAGAGAAAUCAUUGCUUGCUUGGACACAGCUGAACCCCCCUCAUAGUCAAUCUUCAUUCAUGUUAACAACCAUAUGAAUAACAAUUUUUAUAAAUGAAGAUUUAUAAUUCUUUUUGGCAUUUUAUUGCCCUUAUGAUGAAUCACUUGUAAACUCUGUAUUGAGGGAAGUGUUUCGGAAUUUUUUUAAGAGUUGUAAUUCUUCUAUAAAUUUUGUAAGAUUGACAUUAGUUUAAUUUUAUAUUUAAUAUUUACAUAAUGAUUAUUUUGGCCAUUUAUUAAAAUGAAAACUUUGUAAUACUUUUUUUUCGAA